AUGGACACAACAUGGUGUCAUCAACAAGACCAGCAUAGUACCUUGGGUACAAAGAAGAACUGUUGUCAAACAUCCACCUCAGAACAGCAUGGACACAACAUGGUGUCAUCAACAAGACCAGCAUCAGUACCUUGGGUACAAAGAAGAGCCGUUGUCCAAACAUCCACCUCAGAACUGCUUCGAUGCUUUGGAGAGUUUCUGAAUGGCCAUUGCCGAAAACUGAAAGACAUUCAAGGUGGAGAUGCUGUGUUGUGGCUUCGUUCCGUAGACCGUUCUCUGCUUAUAAAAGGAUGGCAGGACACUACCUUUCUAAAUCCAGCAAACAUUGUAUUUUUGUUCAUGUUAGUAAGGGAAAUACUUCCAGAGGAUACCGAGACUCGGCGAGAGCUCCAGGGUGUCGUUCUAACUUGUUUGUAUCUUUCUUACUCCUAUGUGGGAAACGAAAUAUCCUACCCCUUAAAACCGUUUCUUGGUGAAGAAAACAGAAAUCAGUUUUGGGAAAGAUCACUGAUGAUCAUCAAUUUACUCAGUAAAAAAAUGUUGUGCAUUAAUAGUGAGCCUGCUUUUUUCGCUCAAGUGUUCUCUGAACUUAAGGCUUACAGUUCUGUAUCAGGUUAGCAACAAUACGGGACUAUAUAGUAGAAAUAGACAGUUAUAUAUAUGUAUAGUCAAUUUUAUGGUCUCCAGUUUGUACAUAUUUUUUGGUCAAGUUAGACAAUAAUGCCUUUUGCUGUCACUACAGUAACAUAAAGAAAACGUGUUUUAUAAAAGUAUGUGAUUUAAAAUAAAAUUUUGUAACUAGUUUCUCUUUGAACAUUGAAAUGUUUAAAGUCUAUUUUUUCAGGUUAAGGAAAACUAUAAUUACCUACAGACGUUCCCUUUUUUUCUGCCUAUAAGCUUAAUGUUAAAUAUUACUUAACAUUAUCAGGCACUAACAAUAAAUCUGCAGCGCACAACAUACGGCUGUGAAGUUUAACAGUGUUUCACUUGC
Limulus polyphemus (Atlantic horseshoe crab) is the source of this 991-nucleotide messenger RNA. Its product is annotated as cyclin-dependent kinase 5 activator 1-like. Bases 1 to 618 code for a protein of 205 amino acids. Gene Ontology annotation, molecular function: protein kinase binding; cyclin-dependent protein serine/threonine kinase activator activity. Gene Ontology annotation, biological process: activation of protein kinase activity; positive regulation of cyclin-dependent protein serine/threonine kinase activity. Lineage: Eukaryota; Metazoa; Arthropoda; Merostomata; Xiphosura; Limulidae. The record is from RefSeq and is a predicted model, not a curated record. The transcript has a single exon. Gene Ontology annotation, cellular component: protein kinase 5 complex; cytoplasm.